Messenger RNA from Syzygium oleosum, 1204 nucleotides. RefSeq names its product phosphatidylcholine:diacylglycerol cholinephosphotransferase 1-like. NCBI's taxonomy places the organism in Eukaryota, Viridiplantae, Streptophyta, Magnoliopsida, Myrtales, Myrtaceae. The coding region runs from base 64 to 948 and encodes 294 amino acids. The transcript is spliced from 3 exons. Gene Ontology annotation, molecular function: diacylglycerol cholinephosphotransferase activity. The record is from RefSeq and is a predicted model, not a curated record.
UGUCCCCCCCCCCCCCCACCACCCCACUCUUAUCGCCGCCUUCCCCUCCACCCUCCAACCGCCAUGAGCGUCAUCACCGAGCACUCCCUCUCCCCCGCCCCCUGCGCCCUCAAGCACAGGAUCAAGCCCCUCCCCAGCCCCCUCCUCAGGGGGCCCGACCCCGGCGACCCUGAUCGCAAGAAGGACGCCACAUGCAUGGGCAAGAAGUCGGUCGUCGACGGCGGCGCCGGUGGCUCCGGCGCGAUCUUCGGCCCGGCGUCAUUCGUGAACUGGACGAGGCGGGACGUGGCCCACGUGGCGCGGCACCACUGGAUCCCGUGCGCCUUCGCGGCGGGCCUGCUGUUCUUCAUGGGGGUGGAGUACACGCUCCGCAUGGUCCCGCCGUCGGCGCAGCCGUUCGACAUCGGGUUCGUGGCCACGCGGCCCCUCCACCGGCUGCUCGCGUCGUCGCCGGAGCUCAACACCCUUUUGGCUGCUCUCAACACGGUGUUCGUGGGGAUGCAGACGACGUACAUCCUGUGGACGUGGCUGAUAGAGGGCCGUCCCAGAGCGACCAUCUCGGCGCUCUUCAUGUUCACUUGCCGCGGCAUUCUCGGAUACUCCACUCAGCUCCCUCUUCCUCAGGGAUUUUUGGGGUCGGGCGUGGACUUUCCAGUGGGCAAUGUCUCCUUCUUUCUCUUCUUCUCCGGCCAUGUCGCGGGCUCGGUGAUAGCCUCCCUAGACAUGAGGAGGAUGCAGAGGUGGGAAUUAGCAUGGCUCUUCGACGCCCUCAAUGUGCUUCAAGUGGUGAGGUUGCUGGGGACAAGAGGUCACUACACUAUCGACUUGGCCGCCGGGAUCGGCGCAGGGAUUCUGUUCGACUCUCUCGCCGGAAAGUAUGAAGAGAGCAAGAAGAUGAACAAAGGUGGAAUUGGCAAUGGGAUUUCAAAGGAGGCGCUCAUGACUUGAGUUGAACACGCGUGGUGGACAAAAACAGCACAUAAACGUGUACCGCGUAAGUUUGACCAGUUGCUGUAAAGGCUUUUGCUUUAGGGUGGGAAAAGCAAAGGAAAAAUUCACAAGAAAAGAAAAAUUGUAGGGAAUGGCUGCUCAGAAAAUUUUUUUUGCCUGUGAAUUUUCACUUUCUUUUUUUGUAUUUAGUUCUUUUACUGAUGACAUUCUAGUUAUCUUUUCUUCUAAGUUAAUUAAAUUCUUUAAUCAACCA